Messenger RNA from Rotaria socialis, 1638 nucleotides. The record is from the annotation of a GenBank genome assembly. NCBI's taxonomy places the organism in Eukaryota, Metazoa, Rotifera, Eurotatoria, Philodinida, Philodinidae.
AUGGCUUCAGCAUAUGAACAUGUAGCGCACGAUUGGUCUCGUUUCGCCGAUGUUGUCGAAGAAUCACGAGAGACAUUUUCUCAACUACAAGGUUAUGAAAUCAUGCCAUUAGUCUCACUUGAAAAAGCAACAGAUCCUCUGAUUCCGCACGUUCCAGAAAUCGCACACAUGGUCGAUGCUGUUCGAAGGAAUCUCAUUGAGCCGAAAGAUGGCUUGACUAAUGAUGAAUCCGCCUCGAUUAUGCUCUACUCUAUGCAAUGGAUCCCGAAAGAAUGCUCAUUUUAUCACGCCCUCAAUAAAACUCUGCGCGAUAUAAAUCGCGAAAAGCUUAUACCUCCUUGGCUUCUAUACUUGCGACUAUUCAUGACUGCUCUAGCUAAAAUUCCAUCGACGCCCGGAGAGCAGGUCUAUCGUGGAAUAAAAAAGGAUCUACGACAAUAUUAUCGAGUAGGUUCUUGUUUUAUUUGGGCUGGAUUUUCGUCUUGUACACCUCACAUACACCUACUCGAAAAAGCACCAUUUUUUGGUCAGACAGAUACAAGAACAUUGUUGUCUAUUCAUUGUGAGACUGGAAAAAAUAUUAAAGAACAUUCUUUUUCUCACACGGAAGAUGAAAUCGUCUUCAUGCCUGGUGCAGAAUUCGAAGUCAUCUCAACGCUUGACAUGAAUCAUGCGCUCCAUGUGAUUCAUUUGAAAGAAAUACAAAAUCGAUUUCCUCAUGCUCCGUCUAUCCUACCGUCGCAUGUAACAAGUACUGCGAAAAAAACCUGUCAUAUCAAUGCAAAGAUGAAGCCGGCUUCACAAUCACCGACAACGCAGAACGAAGAGAGUCAAAAGCAAGAGCACUCAUCUGAUCUAGAAAAGAAAGUUCAAAAGCUGACCGAUGCGGAUGUUCAACGAAUUAUUGACGAAUCGCUCGUGCGAAAACAAUGUAUCGAGUUAGAUAUGAGCUGGAACAAAAUUACAGAUGUUGGUGCUUCUCUCAUAGCAAAAGCCUUGACAAAGAAUCAGACACUAUUAACUCUCGAUCUCAAAGGGAAUGAUAUCGACGAAAUAGGAGCUGAAUAUUUUGCCGAUGUGCUUCGACAUAAUAAAACAUUAACUACACUUAAUCUCGGCGGUGAUCUAUUUUUUGGAUACAAUAGCAUAGGCGACACAGGAGUAAAACACAUUGCUGAUGCUCUUCGAGAAAAUCAGACAUUGACCACACUGGAUAUUGGAUCAAAUCAAAUUGGUGAUAUGGGUGCAGAAUAUGUCGCUAAUGCACUUAAAGAGAAUACAACACUAAUAAGUCUCAAUGUAUUCGAAAAUCAAAUCAGUGAAAUAGGAGCAGAAUAUUUAGGUCAGGCCCUCAAACAAAACUCAACACUGAAGACACUCAAUCUUGCAGUAAAUAAAAUUGGCACUGUUGGAGCACAACAUCUUGGCGAUGCUCUUCAUCAGAAUAAGAAACUGACAGUGCUCAAUCUCGAACAUAAUCAAAUCAAAAAUCUUGGAGCACAGCAUCUCGCUGGUGCAAUUCGACAUAAUUCAACACUGACAACACUCGACCUUCGACAGAAUGAAAUCAGCGAUAGUGCAGUUGAGCAUUUUGCUGUUGCUCUUCUACACAACAUAGUAAUUGAUCAAUUAUUAUAA